Messenger RNA from Ceutorhynchus assimilis (cabbage seed weevil), 2082 nucleotides. The record is from the annotation of a GenBank genome assembly. Lineage: Eukaryota; Metazoa; Arthropoda; Insecta; Coleoptera; Curculionidae.
CAAACUUUGAAGAAAAUGUUAAUUUAAGAGGUUUUUCUCGCUUCCUGGAAAUUUGUACAAACUGGAGAUUGAACAGUUUGGAAUUAGGCUUCUCAUUUAUUUUAUCCCGUUUUUUUAUUAUGUCUAGGUGUUCUAUCCACGUAUCCACUUAUAGUUUUUACCGAGAUUAUCUAUAAUGCUCUCUGAGCUUCUUAGAUGUAUGCAUGGCAUACUCUCCAAUACAUUGUUUAAGAUUUUAAAAUUAUUUAGUGCUAUGGUAAUUUUACAGGUACCAUUGCGAUAAAAAAAGAGCUUUAAGCUAGAGGGAUCAACAUGCAUAUUUGUGUGUGGUUGUGUGGAAGAGCAACUAUGUUGAACUACAUUAUUGUAAUAGCUAUUAUAUUGAACCUGAAAUAAAGACAUGUUAUGACUAUUACAUAUUAUUAAUAACAAAUUUUAUAAGGUGGUGAUAAUUUUUGACAGAACAUCAGUGAUGAGGGUUAAAACUGUACAAUAGAUCUUGAUAACACGAUUACAAACGGCUGCUUGCUAAAAAAUCCUUUAUGUAACAAUACAUACACUGUUGCCACACUUUUCUAACACCCAUUACUCAUGCAUAAUCUCUGGAAGAAAUGUUCGUCAAUCACCUCUCUAUCAUUUCCAGAAUGGCUGAAUUGAAAAAGGAAAACGGGAAUCAACUUUUCAAAAUCAAACAAUAUCGAUCAGCUCUCUCUCUUUACUCUGAAGCUAUAAACCUUGCCCCUGAAGCUUCUGCCUACUAUGGCAACCGUGCUGCCUGCUACAUGAUGCUCAACCGUUACAGAGAGGCCAUGGAGGAUGCUAGAAAAAGCAUUCAACUGGAUCCUACUUUUGUUAAAGGCUAUACUCGUAUUGUUAAAUGUGCUCUAGCUCUGGGCGAUAUAGUUACAGCUGAGACAGCAGCCAAACAAGCUGAACUGCUUCAAGUUGGCUCAGUUGCCAACGAAUUAAGAACAAUAUUGACCCUGAAGCAACAUGAAGCUGAUGCUACUAAAGCUUACCACACUAAAGACUUCCGAAAGGUGGUUUAUUGUAUGGACAGAUGUCUGGAUAUAUCUCCGGCUUGUGAAAAAUACAAACUCAUGAAAGCAGAGUGUUUGGCCUUUUUGGGACGUUACCAAGAAUCCCAGGAAAUCGCUAAUGACAUUUUACAUUUCAACAAGGGCAGUGCUGACGCCAUUUAUGUGAGAGGAUUAUGCUUGUACUGCGAAGACAACAUUGAUAAGGCUUUCAGCCAUUUUCAACAAGUAUUGAGACUUGCUCCUGAUCAUGCAAAAGCAAUGGAGCAAUACAAACGGGCCAAGCAAUUAAAAAAGAAAAAAGAAGAAGGCAACGAACUGUUCAAAGUGUGCAAGUUUCAAGAUGCUGUUAAAGUGUACACUGAAGCUUUAGAAAUUGAUCCUUUGAACAAAAAGACUAAUGCUAAAUUAUAUUUCAACAGAGCCACUGCCCUAUCCAGACUGAUUAAGUUAAGGGAAGCCAUUGCGGAUUGUACUGCAGCACUGAAAUUAGAUGAUACUUACCUAAAAGCUCUCUUGCGACGAGCCAAAUGUUACAUGGACACUGAAGACUUUGAAGAAGCUGUCAAGGAUUAUGAAAAAGCCGCAAAAAUGGAAAAAAGCCGCGAAAACAAAAGAUUACUGCAAGAAGCCAAAUUGGCCCUGAAAAAAAGCAAACGAAAAGACUAUUAUAAAAUACUCGGCGUUGAGCGUAGCGCUACUGAAGAUGAUAUCAAGAAGGCUUACAGAAAACGCGCCUUGAUUCAUCAUCCCGAUAGGCACUCAAAUGCUAGUGAUGCGGAGAAAAAGGAACAAGAAAAGAAGUUCAAAGAGUUGGGCGAGGCUUAUGGGAUUUUGUCCGAUCCUAAAAAGAAAACGCGGUACGAUAGCGGUCAGGAUAUGGAUGAUUUUGAUGGUGGCAUGUCAGGUAAGGAGGAGUAAAUUGAGAUUUUUUUUGGUCCUAUAAAAAGCCACAAAACCUAAUAUUCUAGCAUUUUCAAUGGUUGACUAUGAUGUUAAACACAAUAAAUUUACUGAUUUCACCUUUUUUUUAUAUUGAAUAUCC